Molecule: messenger RNA, 1207 nt
Organism: Gastrolobium bilobum
Lineage: Eukaryota; Viridiplantae; Streptophyta; Magnoliopsida; Fabales; Fabaceae
Product: ubiquinone biosynthesis O-methyltransferase, mitochondrial
Exons: 9
Coding region: 78-986 (302 amino acids)
Biological process (GO): ubiquinone biosynthetic process
Molecular function (GO): 2-methoxy-6-polyprenyl-1,4-benzoquinol methyltransferase activity
Source: RefSeq, a predicted model, not a curated record
UCUCUCUCUUCUCAUCUCCUUCACUUUCCUUCCCUCAAAUUCUACAUCUCUCCUGCUACACUGAAGAAGCCAUUACUAUGGCUUCCAAGCAUCUAAGAAACCUGAAUACUAUCACCGUCCACCGUAUUCUUCAAUAUCGGUUUCAAUCUCUCGUCAAAGCUAGGUACUUCUCCCAUGCUGAAUUGCCUCAAAACCAGUCCCAGAGGCAGAUCAGUGGCAAAGCUAAAGAACCUUCCGUUCACUCAUCCUUGAAGGACAAUGAGCUCGCCAAGUUUGCUGCCAUUGCUGAAACCUGGUGGGAUUCUGAAGGCCCGUUUAAACCAUUGCAUGCAAUGAAUCCUACAAGACUUGCUUUCAUCCGGUCUGUACUAUGUAGACAUUUUAAGAAGGACCCUUGCAGUGCUAAACCCCUUGAAGGACUUAAAAUUGUUGAUGUAGGUUGUGGAGGUGGAAUUCUUUCUGAGCCAUUAGCUCGAUUGGGAGCUACUGUGACGGGUGUUGAUGCUGUCGAGAAGAAUAUCAAGAUUGCUCAACUUCAUGCUGAUUUGGAUCCAACAACUUCAACUAUUGAGUAUUGUUGCACAACAGCCGAGAAGAUAGUUGAAGAAGGAAGAAAGUUUGAUGCAGUUAUGGCCUUGGAGGUGAUUGAGCAUGUUGCAGAUCCUGCAGACUUCUGCAAAUCUCUGGCAGCAUUAACAGUUCCGGAUGGAGCUACCAUCAUAUCGACAAUUAAUCGUUCUAUGAGAGCAUAUGCAACUGCCAUUGUUGCUGCAGAAUACAUUCUCCGCUGGCUUCCAAAAGGCACACAUCAGUGGUCUAGUUUUUUGACUCCAGAGGAACUAGCCCUGAUACUGCAACGCGCCGAUAUAAAUGUGGAGGAGAUGGCAGGAUUUGUGUUUAAUCCGGUGACAAGACGAUGGUCUUUAUCGGAUGAUAUCAGCGUGAAUUUCAUUGCCUUUGGUACCAAAACAAGAAACACGGAAUAGAAUAGAUAUUAUUUGGUACAUACAUGGGUUUUCCUAUUUUAAAAAUGUGAAAUUGAGUUGUGCUUCCUCAAGCACAUAAAAGCACGGAAGUGCAAUAAAAAAAAAUUAAUUCUUUGAUAAUUUUAUUUUAGGGAUUGGUAUUUAUCCUUUUAAAGGAUAUAGAAUUGUAUUAUUUUAAGUGAGAGAAAAAGAUAUACAAUAGAAAUUAUGGGAAAGAAAAU